AAAAGCGGUGUGGAGUGCGCGUGGUCUGCAGGGACAGUUCUUACAGUGGCCUUGUUUUUUCGCCUUCAGGUCAAAGUUAUCGCGUAAAUUAAAUGUAGUGAGAAGGUCCGAUAUGUCAGACACCGGCACCAUUGUCGGCAACGAGUAUCCCAUCCGUCAGUGGAGGGCACUGCUGGAACAUCUGAGAGCUCCAUGUACGUCUGCACAAGCAGUCUUGUCGGCUGAUACAACAGCAGUGGAGGAUUGGCGACCGGUGAACCAGCGUGCCCGCUUCCUGGCACGUCUGGUGCAGCGUCUGUGCUGCCAGUACCGGUGGCAGACGGCAGCCGAGGCCCUGGAGGUACUCCUGGAUGGCCGCUACCCUGCCGACCAGUUCUCAUACAAGGUGGGCAUGCUGCUGCACGAAAACUUGGCUUCGCCAGAGCAGAUGAACUUUUUCAUCAGGCACACGCGAUGCCUCCUAGUGGCCGACAAGAAAGAGAUGGCUCUGGAGUACAUCGUGUACUGCCUCAAGCGGAUGCAGCAUACACACCUGCGCACGUUCUUCCAGGAACAUCUGAAAGUGGACCGCAAGAUGCUUCGGCCCAACGAGAAACUGGAUGCGUUCAUCAGGGGCUACUUGGGUCUACUCGACUACCUUCAGUGGCUAAGCCACACUGCGCGUUCAUGCCAAAAUGAAUUGGCUGAUGCAGACACGCAGGCUGGGGAGUCCUUUGAGGAGUUGAGCAGUGUUGCCAGUGCCUUGGACAAGUGGCGCCCCCUGUUCACACCCGACAGCGAGCCGGCUGCAGUUGCGUGUCAAGAGACGAUGGACGUCUUUCUCACGAAAACGCUUGAGCUCUUGCUAAGGCAUGACCGUGCAGACGAAGCCGACGACAUCGUGGAGAGUUACUUGGACAGCCACUCGGACGACUGCCUGCAUGCCAUCUCGUAUGCACAGGCAUUGUCGCAGCGGCGCAGCACAACAGAGACCGAUGAGUCGGCCGUGUCUCGUCGCAUGGAGCUGCUUCAAAAGGUGUGCGAAGCUGACCCCACAAACCCUCAAGUUCUGGAAUAUGUGCAGCUUAUUGAACAAAAUGAAGAAGGUGAGGACAGUGUGGUCGAGUGCCUGCGUUUGUUGGCCGACUUUGUGGACUGCCCCGACAACAAGGACAGCGUGGAUGCUUGGAGGAGACUUUGCUACAUAACAGUGCACACGGGAUACAGUGAUGAUGCAGCUGUAAGAGACUGUGGUAGCCGCCUGUGGCAAGAGCGAGGUGACUACUGGUUGCCCUACCACUUUUGCCCUCACCUGGACGGCAGCCCAGAGGCCUGGCUUCUGAAGGCAGUCUUCUUGCAGGCACUAGGACAGACGGUGGGCAAGGCGGGGGCCUACAUCUCGGAAGUGGCGUCGAGGCUCCUCGAGCGCGAUGCCGAACUACUGGAGAAGUUCAGGGCGGCGCAGGAGCAGAUGCUGCGUGCCCCUGGGCUAGACCACCUGUUCAAAGAGGUUCUGCAGGCAGCGUGUCUCAUCGCCAACUGAUGCUGCCCCGUCUACCGGAGGCCCACCAAGUGAAUAUACGAGCAUGAUUCUUGAGUAGGAAUCUGCUGUAGCGGAUUGAUGUGGCACAAUACCGUGGUGGCAUGUUUGUGAAUACAGUCGACUCGCAUUAAUAGGAAGUUCACGGGGAGCGCGAAAAACUUUGAAUUAAACAAACUUCUAAUUAAGCGCAACAAACAAAAAAG
Molecule: messenger RNA, 1725 nt
Organism: Rhipicephalus sanguineus (brown dog tick)
Lineage: Eukaryota; Metazoa; Arthropoda; Arachnida; Ixodida; Ixodidae
Exons: 12
Coding region: 113-1522 (469 amino acids)
Biological process (GO): transcription by RNA polymerase I
Cellular component (GO): RNA polymerase I transcription regulator complex
Source: RefSeq, a predicted model, not a curated record